Messenger RNA from Zygosaccharomyces rouxii, 1587 nucleotides. It is a transcript of the gene SAL1, whose product is annotated as Ca(2+)-binding ATP:ADP antiporter SAL1. Lineage: Eukaryota; Fungi; Ascomycota; Saccharomycetes; Saccharomycetales; Saccharomycetaceae. Gene Ontology annotation, molecular function: ATP transmembrane transporter activity; calcium ion binding. The record is from RefSeq and is a predicted model, not a curated record. The transcript has a single exon. Gene Ontology annotation, biological process: transmembrane transport. Bases 1 to 1587 code for a protein of 528 amino acids.
AUGGUUUCUAGAAGUGGUGGUGAAAUUGAAAGUGAUGAACAUCGAAAUAAACGUUAUGAGAAACUAUUUCGUCGACUAGACUGUGAAGAUAGAGGGUACUUAGAUUUUGAAGGGUUGAAGAAGGCUUUUGAAGAGGAUAAACAUCCUUUGCGUAAAAGUGAUGAUGCAAUGGCAGUCUUAUUUGGUGCUAUGGAUACCGAUCAUGAUAAUAGAGUGACGUUAGAGGAUUUUAAAAAGUAUGCCUGUUUAGCUGAGUCACAAAUUCAAAGAGGUUUUCAAAGAAUUGAUUCAGACCACGAUGGUAGAAUUAAACCAUCGGAAGUUUCUAAAUAUCUAUCACAAUUGUUUCCACAAGAUGAAAAAGGAUCAGAUCCUAUGGGACAAGGCAGAUCCAGACUAACACAUUUUUUACAAUGGGCUUUCUAUAGAAACGAUUCCAGUUUGAAAGAGGAGAAAGAACAGGAUUCAAUUCCUUACAUCACCUACGAUCAAUGGAGAGAUUUUCUCAUGUUGGUUCCUCGUAAGGAAGGUUCAAGAUUACAGGCUGCAUAUUCUUAUUUUAGCUUUUUGGAAGGUGAUAUGGAUCUAUCAUCUGAAGGUGACAUGACUUUAAUUAAUGAUUUUAUUCAUGGAUUUGGUUAUUUCAUCGCAGGUGGUAUAUCUGGUGUGAUUUCAAGAACUUGUACGGCACCACUUGAUAGACUAAAGGUUUUUUUAAUCGCAAGAACUGAUCUCUCAUCAACUUUCCUUCAUUCUAAAAAAGAUGUAUUAGUUCAUAAUCCAAAUGCAGAUUUGGCAAAAAUUAGAUCACCUAUUAUAAAAGCAAUAACUACUCUUUAUCGCCAAGGUGGGUUAAGAGCAUUUUACGUAGGGAAUGGUCUUAAUGUUGUAAAAGUUUUCCCUGAAAGUUCAAUCAAAUUUGGUUCAUUUGAAGUGACUAAGAAAUUAAUGAGUCGUCUCGAAGGCUCUGAACCUGAUCAAUUAUCCAAGUUUUCAACAUAUAUUGCCGGUGGUCUGGCUGGUGUCAUUGCUCAAUUCUCAGUUUAUCCAAUCGAUACUUUAAAAUUUAGAGUGCAGUGCGCUCCACUGAAUAACGAUUUAAGAGGCAAUAAAUUGCUUUUCCAAACCGCAAGAGAUAUGUAUCGUGUUGGUGGACUUCAAAAUUUUUACAGAGGUGUUUUAGUUGGUGUUACUGGUAUAUUCCCCUACGCAGCAUUGGAUUUGGGUACUUUUACCAUGAUGAAAAGAUGGUAUACUGCCAAUCAAUCGAGAAAACUCAAAAUUCCAGAGGAUCAAGUUUCCAUUAGUAAUUUAAUCGUUCUACCGAUGGGAGCAUUUAGCGGUACCGUCGGUGCUACUAUGGUUUAUCCCGUAAAUCUUUUGAGAACAAGAUUACAAGCUCAAGGAACAUUUGCGCACCCUGCCACUUAUAGUGGAUUCUCAGAUGUCUUGGUUAAAACUAUUAAAUCUGAAGGUGUCCCUGGUCUAUUUAAAGGGCUGGUACCCAAUUUAUUAAAAGUAUGCCCCGCUGUUUCCAUUAGCUACUUGUGUUAUGAAAACAUAAAAAGCUUUAUGAAGCUAGACUAG